Adineta ricciae is the source of this 786-nucleotide messenger RNA. NCBI's taxonomy places the organism in Eukaryota, Metazoa, Rotifera, Eurotatoria, Adinetida, Adinetidae. The record is from the annotation of a GenBank genome assembly.
AUGUUGAAACUUAUCGCGUUAACCGUUUUCUUACUCGCAUCACCAUCAUUUGGUUUAAUCGAAAGUUUACUUCAAUCGCAAAGUGACUGUUACUCGGGUUGUCGAUCGAAUUAUGCUACGAAUUCAGAUCAUAUCUUUGCUUGUCAAUCAGGAUGCAAUUACAAAUUACAAGAUGAAGAUUGUGUAAAUCAAUGUCGAUUGAUUUCGUCUGACAAACAAAUGCAAGCUAGUUGUCUCGUCGGCUGUUCAAUGAAUAAAGUAAACAUCCACGAUCGUCCACAUCGUAUUGCUGUCGUUCAAAUUCACAGCUCGUUGAACGACGACAGUACGGUCGAGGAACGUAUUCGACCCAUGGCUUCAUCAAUAGCUGAUAAAAUCAAAAAAUUCUUGACAUUAGCUAAAUAUACCCAUCUUUCAUCAUCGAAUGAUGAUAGCGAACAACCGAUCAGACAGUUCGUCGUUCUUCACGGAACCAAACUUGAAUCUACAACGGCUCAACUUCAUCACUAUGUUAACCAUCUUCAUGGCCAAUGGAAUGAACUUGUCCACAAACAAUCCAAAGUUGCAACUUGUUUCUUUGUUGGCCUUUGCAUCUUAUCCUCUUUGAUGCUUUGGUAUAUGAUUGUUUCACUCUGUCGUCGUCGGCCAACGUCGCAGAAUAUGUCUAUUCGCGCUCAAGACCUUGUCUUCGAUAGCAGUUAUGAAAAAGAAAAAAUUCAACCAAAUGAAUACUAUUACGAUGCGACACAAUCCGCACCAAUCAAAGUUAAAUUAACACAUAUCUAA